This is a messenger RNA of Paramormyrops kingsleyae, 1430 nucleotides long. Its product is annotated as gastrin-releasing peptide receptor. Gene Ontology annotation, biological process: G protein-coupled receptor signaling pathway. Gene Ontology annotation, molecular function: neuropeptide receptor activity. The record is from RefSeq and is a predicted model, not a curated record. Gene Ontology annotation, cellular component: plasma membrane. NCBI's taxonomy places the organism in Eukaryota, Metazoa, Chordata, Actinopteri, Osteoglossiformes, Mormyridae.
ACGAUCUCUGGCUUAUUACUGCUGUCCGCAGGAAACGGGUCCCAGCGUGGAAAAGUAACGGAAACCGGAGAGGCACGAUUGAUGUGAACUGCCGGCAGAAGACUAAGUGCAACAUGUGUUUGAAAAUGGAUGGAGAUGACCUUUAUUGACAAUUAAAUCACACCACAAUCAAGUUAUAGGUAAUAUGAACCACUUCUUUUAAUUUGUUUAACAACCUUAGCACCUCGCGCAUAAACAUGUCUUUGGAGGAAACUUUCGUUUUCGCUCCGCAAGGAGAAACCGGCUCUGACCUCAACACAUCAUCUCCGAAGUCUAGCGAACAUCUUACGUGGCAUCCAGGUACGGCGAUCGCCGCCGCGUACGGUCUCGUCAUACUCGUCGGACUCAUCGGCAACAUAACCCUGAUCAAGACUUUCUGGACAGUAAAGUCCAUGAGAAACGUCCCCAACCUCUUCCUGUCCAGCCUGGCGCUGGGCGACCUGCUGCUGCUGCUUACCUGCGCGCCCGUCGAUGCCAGCCGCUACCUGGUGGACGAGUGGCUCUUUGGGCGGGUGGGCUGCAAACUUCUACCCUUCAUACAAUACACCUCCGUCGGGGUCUCCGUCUUUACGCUCACGGCUCUGGCUGCAGACAGAUACAAAGCCAUUGUCAAACCACUGGACAUGAAGACCUCCAACGCCACAACAAAGAUAUGCAUCCGAGCUGUGUCCAUCUGGAUUUUUUCUAUGGCUCUUGCCAUUCCCGAAGCCAUCUUCUCUGAUCUUCACACCUUUAGCAUCUCCAGAACCAAUGACACCUUUGUGACAUGCGCCCCCUAUCCCCACACGGGGGAUCUACACCCCAAGAUCCACUCCACGGCCUCCUUCCUUAUGUUCUACAUCAUUCCACUCCUGAUCAUUUCCAUCUAUUACACUUUCAUUGCCAGGAGCCUGUUAAGCAGUGCGUCCAAUAUGCCCAUCGAACCCAACGUGCAGAUCGCGAAGCAGAUUGAGUCACGCAAGAGGCUCGCCAAGGUGGUCCUGGUGUUCGUGGGCCUCUUCGCCGUGUGCUGGCUUCCGAAUCACGCCAUCUACCUGUACCGCUCCUACCGCUACCCUCAGGUGGACACCUCCCUGGCGCACUACAUCUGCAGUGUGUGCGCGCGCCUCCUGGCCUUCGCUAACUCCUGCGUCAACCCGUUCACCCUCUACCUGCUGAGCCGUGGCUUCCAGAAGCAGUUCAACAAGCAGCUGUGCUGCGGGCGGACGCGGCUCUCGCUGCGCCCCCGCAUGGCCGGCCGCAGCAACACGCGCAUCACCUCGUUGAAGAGCACCAACCCGUCUCUGCCCAGCUUCAGCCUCGCCAAGGCCAGCCUCCAAGCCCAGGAUGGCACUGCCAGAAGAUGAUUCCACACAGGUUUAAGAGUUAGGAGCCAUAAUGGCCGUUCCCAG